AUGUCAAAGAAUUAUUACCAAAUAUUAGGAGUUAGCCCGGGUGCUACCCAAGAAGAAAUAGCGAAAGCCUACAAAAAAAUGGCUCUAAAAUAUCACCCCGACCGAAAUCACGGUAAACAGGAGUCUGGAUCUUCUAACAAAUUUAGUUCAGAUGAUGAAUUUAAAAAAUUUGAAGAAAUGUUGAGUGAGUUAGAAAGAAAAUUUAAUGAGUCAGAAAGGGGAUUUAAUGAAUAUGAAGAGAACCGUAGGCAUGAAGAAGAAAAAACUCGAAGUGAAGCUAUACAAAGUAUUGAAGAAAGUUUAACCUCAUCUAAUGUAUCUAUUUCUGAGUUGGAUUCUAAAAAACUUAAAAACUCUGUUAGCAGUGAUUUAGAUGAUUUUAUAGCUGGAUAUUAUUCUCAUGGAGGUUAUUCAUGGCAGGAUCCACAACAACCAAAGAGGUCGGGAUAUGGCGAUAAUACUUCACCAAAUUUUUCAGGAGGAAAUUCCAAUAACCAAAACUCUGGUAAUUCCCAACAAAACAAUGAUAAUAAAGAUGACAAAGAAAAAGAUGAAAAAAUUACAGAAUUGGAGCAAUUAAAGGCUGACAAAAAUGCAGAUACUUCUGAAAAACAAUCAAAAUUACAAGCAAAAUUAGAGAAAUCCAAGUCUAAUGUUGACAAUAGUAGAGGUUCUAGUCAGGCUAGCGGUAGUAUUUAUAGCAAAGAAAAGAAAAAAAGUGAAAAAAUAUUAAAUAUAAAUCUCAUGUCGAGUCCUAAAAUCAAAUUAAAAAGUGGUGAUAAAGUAAAAGUUAUUACUGGAAAAUACCGAGGAACAAUCGAUUUCAUUUCUCGUCUGGACCCAAAAAAACAGAUGGUCUAUUUGAAAAAAGUCAGCCGCAAAAAAUAUGAUAAAUCAACCCCCGAAAGCAAGAAAAAAAGCGAAUUAAAGGAAAUUAUGACUCCUGUUUAUAUUUCAAAUGUCGCUUAUUGA
Messenger RNA from Racocetra persica, 972 nucleotides. NCBI's taxonomy places the organism in Eukaryota, Fungi, Glomeromycota, Glomeromycetes, Diversisporales, Gigasporaceae. The record is from the annotation of a GenBank genome assembly.